Messenger RNA from Loa loa (African eye worm), 987 nucleotides. RefSeq names its product cutical collagen 6. Bases 1 to 987 code for a protein of 328 amino acids. NCBI's taxonomy places the organism in Eukaryota, Metazoa, Nematoda, Chromadorea, Rhabditida, Onchocercidae. The record is from RefSeq and is a predicted model, not a curated record. The transcript has 9 exons. Gene Ontology annotation, molecular function: structural constituent of cuticle.
AUGAAUUUGGAUUCGAAAACUGAAUUGGAAGUGCACAGGCAAUUUCGACAUGUAGCAAUUGCUGCGGUGACUUUAGCAAUAUUUUCCGUUUCAUUGGCAAUCUUAACAGUACCACUGCUCUACAGUUAUGCUCAUCAUUUGCAUUCGAAAGUUCUGGAUGGAGCAGACUUUUGUAAAAUGAGUUCUCGAGAUAUGUUGUCCGAAAUGUACGCUCUUCGGAAUCAGCGUCAGACAAGAAGACGUGAGAAACGUGGCUGGUUGUUUGGACAAUGGCGUGAUGAUGGUAUCGGUGAUGCAGGUGGAAAUGGCGCUUAUGGUGCUCCUGCAGCAGCGCCCGUAUUCGAACCGCCAUCACCACCACCACAGGUAGAUAAGGAAGUAGUAAUACAUAUGAUGCGUUGCAUGUGUCAACAUGGACCACCCGGACCACCAGGACCGCCGGGAAAUGAUGGCAAGGAUGGUAGGGAUGGACAAGGUGGAAAGCAUGGGAAUUCUGGUAGAAAUGGUAAUGUAAUGCCAUAUGAUGGUUUGAAGAAGGAACCUUGUAUAAUUUGUAUGCCUGGUCCACCUGGACCACCAGGACAACCUGGCAAUAAAGGACCGCCAGGACCGCGCGGUGAAUCGGGACAACCAGGUCAUGAUGGGAAAAAAGGAACCCGAGGCAUGAUUGGGCAGCCUGGUUCGGUGGGGAAAACAGGUGAACCAGGGCCUAGGGGUAAAAAAGGAGAAGAUGGAAAAAUUAUUAAAUUAGAAGGACCUGUUGGUAUUGAAGGACCCCCAGGACCAGUUGGACAACCUGGUAUGAAAGGACCAAAAGGGAAUCGUGGACAGACUAUUCCUGGACCACAGGGAGCAAUGGGCGAGAGUGGAAGAAAAGGUAAAAGUGGGAAAAAAGGACCACGAGGAUUACCAGGGCCGAGCGGCUUACAUGGUAGUGAUGGUGGUUGCGGCCAUUGUCCACCACCACGAACUGCAACCGGCUAUUGA